AUUGUAAAGCUCGGUGAUGUCACAGAAAAUGAUCUCCAAUUGCAAUCAAACAUCGAGAACGCCCACAGGAUCGGGCCCUUCAAGGGUGAUGGCACUCCUAGACCAAUUUUGGUUAAGUUUUUGUAUCGUCCGGAACGGUUUAGAGUUAUUAAAAAGAAGAGGGAUCUACGUGAUGGUGUGCGCGUUUCAGAUGAUUUGAUAUGGGAAGACCGUCAAAAGAAGAAACAAUUGGGAUCUGUUAUGAAAGAAGCAUUUGAAGCUGGGAAAAGACCUAGAUUUCAUCAUCGGGCAAGCUUUAUAUCGACGGUGAGCUACAUCAGGCUUGAGAUGUUUGAACAGUAUACACUUUUGUUUACGUGUAAGUCCCAUCUUAAAUGUCUACAUAGCUUUAUAAUUAUCAUUUAUCUUAAAUUGUUUACUUUGAAAUUUCGUCAAGCUAAAACUUGAUGCAAAUGACCCAAGAGUCCUCUGACCCCGAUUUAAAUUUACAAUUGCUAAAUGAUCAUAGGAUUUACAUAGUUGAAGAAAGUAAUUAGUUGUCUCGUACUGUCAAACCUCAAUACUCUGUUAUUCACUUAAGUACAAGAAGUUUAAAACAACAUUUCGAACAAAUGUGCAAUCUUCUGGAUUCGAUUUCAUGUAAGUUUGAUUUUAUCGGUUGCUCCGAGACAUGGUUCACCUCUGAAAUUGAUUAUACACGUUUUCAAAUCCCAGGUUACACUUUACUCAAUGAAAAUCGCACCUUCUCGACAGGUGGCGGUGUUGCUUUGUAUGUCAGAUCAGUCUAUUCUUUCUCAAUUAGAAAUGACCUCAAAAUAGACUCAAUUGAAAACCUAUGGAUAGAAACUAAUGAUAUGAUUGUGGGUGUCAUUUAUAAACCCCCAAAUUUUUCAAACCCGGAAUUUUUAGACAAACUCGAAAGAACUCUAUACAAUGUUUUUCUCUCUAAGAAAAAAUGCAUUUUAAUGGGUAAUACUAAUAUAAAUACUCUUACAAAGACAAGUGUCUCUAAGGAAUAUGUUAAUUUAAUACAAUCAGAAGGAUUCAGUCAGCUGAUCUUUGAAGCAACACGUAUUACUGAAAAUUCACAAAGCUGCAUUGAUCACAUCUUUACAAAUAUUUCGACUUCCUGCUCAAGUGGCAGCCUCGCAGUUGAGAUUGCGGAUCAUCUACCAGUCUUUACUAUUUUGUAUGACCCCAAAUUUAGUCCUUUUCCUGAUCAUUUCGAAUUCAGAGACUUUCGGAGUUUUGAAGAUGAAAAUUUCAAAUUAGAUCUACGAAGAGAGAGCUGGGAUUCUAUUUACAAAUGCAAUGAAGUAAAUAAAAGUUAUACCAGGCUCCUCCAUAUUUUCAAUAAAGUAAGUAAUAUACAUGCACCACUUCAAAAAGCAAAGACUAAACACAAAGCAUAUAAACUGUGGAUUACUUCUGGUUUAAAGAAAUCUAUGAAAGUUAGAUAAAUUAUACAAGAAAUGGCUUGUUACUCGAAAUUAUGUUUUCCUAAACAAAUAUAAACUAUAUCGCAAUAAAAUUGGCAUCAUUAAUAAGAUAUAUCGUGACUGCUUUUAUAAUGACAUAUUAAUCAAAUCAGAUAACACGAAAAAGAUGUGGGAUAACAUCAAUUUAUUGAUAAAUAAGAAGCGGCCAAGUUCUCACAUAGAAAAACUACAAGUGGAUAAUAAACGAUAUGAACAACCUUCAACUAUCUCCAACUGCCUCAACGAUUUUUUUUGUAAUGUCCCUUCUACACUAGCAGCACAACUGCCUAAAUCUGAUAAGAGUCCAACCACUUAUCUUUCUCAGAAACGAAAACAAUUUCGCUUCGCACAAGUCUCUGAAAUAGAGGUAUUCUUAUUACUAGAAAGUCUUGACACAAACAAAUCGUUUGGGAUUGACAAGAUUCAUCCGCUAUUAUUAAAAACUGCAGCACUUCAAAUAUACCGUACUUUAACAUUUAUUUUUAAUCUUUCCAUCAACAAAGGUAUUUUUCCUGAUAGUAUGAAACUUGCUAAAGUUGUUCCAAUUUUUAAACAAGGCUCUCGUUUUGCACGUAGUAAUUAUCGACCUAUCUCAGUUCUCUCUUCCAUAAGUAAAAUAUUUGAGAGAUGUAUUUUUAAUCAGCUGAUGUUCUAUUUUACGAAUAUAAUAUAAUUUCACCAAAACAAUAUGGAUUUAGACUAGGUUUUACAACCUCUGAUUGUCUGAUUGACCUUAUUGAAGAAAUAACCUCCUCUCUUGAUAAAGGACUUUAUGUGGUUUCUUUAUUCUUAGAUUUAAGUAACGCAUUCGAUACAGUAAACCACCAAAUAUUACUAAAUAAACUUAAGUACUACGGAUUACAACAACGUGAAUACAACUGGUUUCAAUCCUACUUAAGUGUUAUUGUCAGAAAAAACCGGGCAAUAGCAAAAGAUCGAGGUCGGCCGUUUACCUUCAUGUUUUCACAGUAUGAAAGCUAUCUGAAAAGAUGAACAACCGUGACAUUUGGAGAAGUAGCCGUUUGAUUUUCUUCGAGAUAUCACUAUUUCGAGAUUUUGGGACCUCCGGCGACCUAAAAAAGCACAAAUUUUGGCCAAAUUUGGGUGAAGUUAAAACAUACUUGGUCAAACUCCCAAAAGGUCUUGUAUUUUAUCCAUAACAUAUAUCGCUUCGUUAGUCGACUGGAAUAUGUUAAACUUCCUUUGCUUAAAUACUCUAUUUUUUACCUGGUGCUAAAAAUCGCUCCUGAAUCGUUCAUGAGCGUCAUCCAAAUUUCAGUCAUUUUCAGUUGACUGUUUUACCGAGAUGCGGCAGUUUAUUUCAAAAGUAAAAUCAUUUCUAGAUGGCUUAUUGUGCUCUUAUCAAAAUCCAGUUUGUUUAAAAUUGGUAUCUAGUAGCAAAUUGGAAAAAAUGGCAUGCGAAGGUACAAUAAUAAGCGUCAAGUAUUAAUAUUUCCCGCCAAAUUUUAUAGCGCCACGUUUCGUUUUACUGUGAUUGUGGCUCGUAGAUAUCUUAAAGUAUACUUUCAUGACUUCACUAAAAAGAUAAUUGAAAACUUUUAUAUCACUAUUGACAAGGAUAAACAUUGUAAAUCUCCGUUUUGAUAACAAUCUCCUGAAUAAACAACUAAAAAUGUCAAAAGCACGAAGCCCAUUUUUCCCGCGAAAGUUUUAAUUUAUUUGUCACGCAAUAGAGUAAAGCCAGACUUUAUUCUCAGUUUUCAGACGGUUGCCAGAAAACAAACUUAAAUCAAACAAUGCCAUCAACAUGAAGACUUAUCCUGAUUAAGUUACUUCAUAUGGACACAUUUUUCUCCAACUCUUGGACGCAGAGAAGACGUAGAGAAGAAAGCAACAGAACUUUUCUCUGCUCAAUAACGGAAUCUUACAUAAAAUCAAGCACGGCAGAAGGCAUCUGCACAUCUGAAGGCAUUCACUGACCCUGAUCUGUUUCGGUUUUUUCACGUCUUUUGUGGCUCGGGCUGUAUCACGCAGAUGAUUUAAAUACCUCAAGUUAAAUAAACUGCGACAGGACGGGUGAAACUGGGCCUCUCGUGCAAACAAAUCUUCCCCUUGUACUUUGCGAUGAAGAUGACUAUUGCCAAGCUCGAGGGCUCGAGGCUCAAUCUGUUUCCCAGUAGGCUCCUUUAGAGCUCCGUCUUUGUCCUUCAACACUGGGAACUUGAUGCAUUGCUCUGUUUUUCCACACGAUUUCAGUUCAAGCUUCUCACAGAAAAUGCAUUUGGAGGAAACAGCUGCGGAGCAGAUGAGGAUGAUGAUUUACGAGGGGAACGUGUUGUUGUUGUGGCUUCACUAUUAGGUGUCACACUGGACUUCAACUUGUCCUGGUUUUUAGUAAACCUUUGGUAACAGGUGAUAGCAGAUUGCUUCUAAAUUUGCACCCUCGAGAUUCUCUGGAAUCUGCAAACAAACAUCUUCCAUGCGAUGAAUCGGUGAAUCAUGAGGUUCCAUAACUCGCCUGUCACGAACUUCAUGUAAUUGGGAAAGCUUCUCAGUAGCAGAUCCCUUGACAUUACUGAGUGCUGUGAAAUCGCCAUGAUGAAUGCCACUCGCAUGUAAAAUACGGCGAAGAGCGGGCCGCUUGUGAAGAAAGUCUUGUCUGUUAGCGUUAUUAUCUUUGCGUUUCAUCUCUUAAAAUUCUAACAGUGAUUUUUUUUUAACGAUUUAGACUCUUAAAAGUGCAAAACAUAGUUCAAAUCUUUCUUAAAAUAAUAUGAAAAUAUGACUUAACGCAUUUUUAAUUAGUAUCAAAAUGAAAUCGCAGUUUAAGUACAAACUAUCCAAAUUUUCACAUAUAUUUUUUUUCGGUUUUAUAUACAGGCAUGUAGAAUAAAAGUUAAAGUGAAAAGAAGAAGUAGCGAUACGUAAAAAUGCCCUGCAUCUUUGAUAACCAUUUCAAAUGAGGUUGUAAAUUAAACAGUGGCCCAGUUAAUAGUUCAUGUGCUCAGCGUGCAAAGAAAGUACUGUCCGAUAGCCCGGGGCUAGUGGAUUUUGCUAUCGGGCUAGUGAAUUCUGUUUUUAACUUGCCCGCCGGGCAAGUGAUGUUUUAUGAGGAAUUUGAAUAACAGAAGAACAAAAAGUUUUUGGGGCUAGUUGAAAUGACGUCUGGGCUAGUAAAUGCUAGCUUCAGCUUGCCCAAAUGGCAAGCUGUAAAAAUGAUUUUCUUUGCACCCUGUGUGCUGCUUGGCCUGUUUCACAUUAGGAUUGUAGUACUAGAAGCAUAGUCUGAUUUAAGAAGGCAAUAGGGUGACUUAUUUAAUAGUAUUUUCGCUUUGAUCCAAUUCUGGACUUUAUAAGAUUCUUUUUAAUCUGUGGUUGCCCUUUUUUAAAAUGGAAAAAUUUAUAGAGGUAAUCAUAAAAAAACUGAGUUGAAUAUAAUGUUAAGUUUUAUUCUUUAUUCUGAGCGUAAAUCAUACUUAAUUUGUUUUCACUGUUUACUUCAAAUUUAUUUAAUUUGUCAAAAAAAGGACGUAUAUACUUUAAAGGUAUUCGUUAUAGUAAAAGUAUACGUAAAUAAAAGUUAUUUGCCUCUUUUGAUAAACUAAUUGUCCGCAAUUAAGUUUCAUUAGAAAACCAAGAUGGCUGCCAAGAUGGCCGCCACAAAGGGCACUAAAAAAAGGCCUUGGGACAAUAUUUCGCGAUGGGAACAUAGAAUUUCUUUUUCAAGACAUCUUGAGGAUUACAAAAAUGUAAGUUAGAAAAAUAUAUCCUAGGGGUGCAUGGGUACCCUGCCUUCCGGCUAGACUAUUUCUCUGUUGUAACUUUUUUGCGUUUACUUCACGGUAAUUGAUUUUAUUACCAUUUCUAAGGCCAUAUUUCAGUAUAUAACAAAUAAACCUUUUGUUAAUUUCUGUAAAACUGUAAUACUAAUUUAUCCUGGGUUAAUACUUUUUUAUCUUGUUGAACAACUUGCUGUAUAUAUUUUUUUUUUUCAUAUCCUUUUUUCUGUUAUGCCUCAUUUGUGAAUAUAUAAAUAACAAGAAUCGCCGAAAGGCGAUUUUUAACUGGGCUGCCAAGGGGCUAUUUUUUCUGAAGGGAGGGGGCGGCUAUACACACUCAGGCUACCACAAAACCUUGUCGGCAACCAUUGCAUGCGACAGCACCUCAUGUGAGACUGAAACAUAAACUCAUUCAGAACAUUGUACCCUUUUGAAAGACUUUCAUAACAAAAAAAAAGAGUACCAUUUUUAAGUGGGGGCUGUAUAAUAACUUUUUAAAUUCCACCAUUAUGAGUAAAAAUAAACAAGUUUGCCAUUAAUUGUAAGCAGGAAACAAUUUGCAUUAUUUCCACGCACCCCUCCCCCAAUCCCUCUGUGCUCCAAAAUAUAUAGCGUGACAGUAUAACGUGACUAAUUUGACGUAACUAGAAAUUCCAAAAAUUGUUGUCGUUCUACGAGCAUAAAAUGCGACAGACUGAGCUGAUUUACACUAGACAGAAAUAUUGUAUUGUAUGAAAACCAGAAGUAUACUAAGACAGACAGAUAACUGCCCACUGAUUCCGCCUGAUCCAGGGGCCUCACUGACUGCACGGAGACUUUACUGCGCUUUUCACAAUCAUGCGAACUCUAAAGUUCAAAAGCCACCUUCACAAUUGUGUUUAUCGCUGCCGUCAAUCAUAAUUACGAUCACAAGCAACGAACCUUGAAACAGAGAAACACACAAAACGAAUCGAAAUCCACAAAUCACAAACCAUGACCUUUUGAACCAGUGAAGUAAAGUCUUGUUUCCUAAGAGGUCCGUUAAGAUGAUUGGCAGCAGCGAAAAACGCAAUCGUCGGUUGGCUUCUGAACUUCAGAAUUCGCAUGUUUGUGAAAAGUGCGAUCCUAAUUUGCGGUCCACAGUCUACAAGAAAACGCACUAUUUUUUCCUCAAGAUGAAAAAUAUUCAGUUUUAAGAUUUUCCUCAUGGUAUUUUUCUCUAACUUAAAGGAAUAAAAUCCUUUGCAUUUUGAGACCAUGUUGCGUUCACCAGCACGCACUUCAAACAAUGUAAAUAGAUGAAAUGAUCGAUAACAUAUUUUUUACCUGAUACCGAUUCGAGUUAAAAAUUCGCUCCAGUUCUGUUUGUCUCACCCAAGACGAACUUUUGAGCAUGGAACAUAACUAUGCCGCCUUAUAACUCGUCGGAAGUUUUUGUGCCAGCUAAACAAUAUGGAAACACUAUUCACAGUGACUCCUUGGAUAUUAAAAAGACUGAACGUGACGCACUAUUAUGCCUUUGUUUACUUCUGAUCACAUCUUCAAGCGAAGUCUCUCUUUUCAAGCGAUUCAUCUCAAUGCACAAUAAUUGACCCUUAUAUUAGUUAAAACCCAAUGGUUCAUUUAUAUUAAUGCUGUUUUUGCCCCUCACAUUGACUGUGUUCGUUCGUAUUCAAAACACCUUUACGAAAAUAAAGGUCGUAUAAGUCAUGUGUGUUAUGUUUCGAGAUAAAUGGAUUAUACGCUUUUUUAAGUUUCCAUUUUGCGGUGACUUCAGUUUACAUCUCCAUAAAAUGGUAAAAGAAAUAUCAAGAAACAUCACGAGAGCUGAAAACUUUCAAAGGCAUGUUUCUGAAACUCGCUAAUGCUGACAUCAAUAUAGCGUGCUUGGGCGAAAACACAGAAUUGUGAUCACAAGAUCAUGUACAAAUUUAAUGAUAAAAGCUUAGCAAGAUACAAAUACAAACAAAAGCAAACCCCCUGAAACCUCGACGUGGGCUACACUUGUAUGCUCUACUCAGUCACCAAACCUUGUCAGUAAUAGCUCCUAUUUUCCUCAAGUCGCUCUCUGUGAAGCUCCCGGAUGGGAUGUCCCGGUGAAGCUUUAAACUUGUGUGCGAAAUUCUCAGAGUCCCUAUUUUUGUCCGUGUCUUCUUUAUCCUCCGUAUCCGAAAUUUAGAUCUCCAAAGUGGCGUGUGUUGCAUUAAAUAGAAGGAAAUAUUUAAAGGAAAAGCCAGUCUUCUAACAUGGCAAAGUUGUCACGUCCUUCGCUCUUGGACGUGCGUAGUGCCAUUCAUCGGCAACUGAGUUGUUCGCUUCACUGACUACGAAGGGUUACAAUUAAGUCUUCAGCCAUAGUGUCGUCAACUGGUGAAAUACCUUGCUCAUAAAUUGUGCUUCCUAAUUGCUCAUGUACUACAUCGAUCGAUAAUUCUCUCUUUGAGUUCACGAAGCGGCCACGGCGUUGUUCCAAACCUGACGCUCACAGUCAUCUUUUUGUGUGAACCUACCGUGAACGGCGUGUCGGUUUGAAUGCAACGCGAGCAUUUCUCUGAGUUUCCCAGCGCCAACAUCAUCUAACUGACUUAAACUCGAACAAUAAAAAAAUUAUAGAGUGACUCCCAUGAUCGAAUCGCUUCGAACAACGCAAAUAGCCUUCUUCAGGUUCGCAACGCUUUGUGGUUUUUUCAGGGGGAGCGCAGACGAGGUACAAAAAGUAUCCGUGCAAGGGUUCGUGCAAGAGAAACUUAUAUGAAACCAUUUGCGAGAACAUCGUUUCUCGGUACCAGACCCUCGUGUCUUCCCUCCCCCGGGAGGCCGUUUUUCGCCGCAGACGACCGAAAGCCCAUUUUAUGACUGGGCGCACAGGCAGCCCAGUAAAAAGAGUGUCAGCUGUGGAGAAACUGUAAUCUAAUUAUGUUGGCCUUUGCGUACGUUCACUUUCGUUUUUACGAACCUUCGGAUUCUCAUCAAAAACAGUUGCACAAGAAAAAGAGACUGUCAAUACUAAUUUAGUUUACUUUUUGGUUGUCAUGAAAAGGCUCUUCUGGCACAGAUUACUACAACAGGUGUUGCGACAACUUAGAAGCAAAACGUUUGUUUGUACUUUCAAUUAGCUUUGCACGCAAAGUUUAUGUUGUCAGUAAAAUUAGAGUUCAAGGUAAGAAAAAAUAUUUUAGCGGGGCUUAAGUAUGAUUUUCCCUAUUGGCUUGAUGGCAAUAAGGUGUCUUUAUCACUCGGUACACGCGGUUUGGACACAAUGAAACCACCCUUUUUCGGAGUAAAGCAUCAGUCAUGGGAAACUGCAAUCUGUCGCAAAUACUUGCUUACGGGCGUUCGUGUUCCACCCUUUUGAUGCAAAUCGUGGGAACUACUUUAAGCUAAAAAAGAAAAUCUGUAAAAAUGAAUGCACUACACUAACCUGAGCCAAUAGGAACCACAGCAUUGAAUAAAACAAAGAUUUCCGCUAACAUAUCAGCGUUUACACGUCUAGGGAGUUUAAGUCCUCUCUUGGUACCUUCAUGGUCUGGAUAACAACAUAUUUCGACUUUACGACCCGGCCAGAUAGUCGUAAGAUCCAGCCUAUGCUUGGGACAGAUUGUCAUGGUCUGCAUUUCGUCAUUGCUAACAGCACCCAAAAGACCUGCACGGUUUAAAAUUAACUCUGUUUCGCUGACCUCGGUGCUUCCUCUACCACGUUUUACGCUGAUUUUCAGACUAAGAAGAUGAAAGGUAAUAUCUCUUUUGCAGGCAAGUAACGGCAGAAUAACCGUACCAACUCCACGCAAGCCACAUGGCGAUUCCUCCGAUCUGAAUGAACAAUUCAUCUUUUGAUCUGUUUUCAACCUAUCGUGACGUCCGAUCAUUAAAUUCGUGACAACUCUAGCGUUCGAUGGAAACAGGGUGUCUCUAUGAAGUAAUAUAAUUAGGAUAAUUCUGAAUUUUCUUGGUAUUAUUUGAUUUAAGUUUGUUUUCUGGCCAACGUCAAAAGCUCAGCAUGGCGAGAUUCAUAGAGGUUUGAAAUCGUAGACCCCUGCCUUAUGAAAAAACUUUUAAAAUUGACGCGCUGUUUUAAAGGCCUCACUGGAUCUGGAUGGGGUUAAAUACAAACGUAAGCAAAACAUUACUUUUGCAAUAUUUAAAUAAUGUCUAAAAAAUAAUGCUUCCCUCUGAGAUACCUGGCGAAUAAAAUUCUCACAGGGCCACAGCCUAAACAGGCUAAGCUGCUCUGUUGAAUCAGGAAGGCCAAACUUUUUUUCUUAAUGCUGGACAGAGAUUAAAACAACAUCUAAAAGCGCGUUGUUAGUUCCCUCUGAGACACCCGGAGAAUAAAUUCAAAAGGCUAAGCUGCUCUGUUGAAUCAGGAAGGCCAAACUGUUUUACUUAAUGCUAGACGGGGAUUCAAAAAAUAUCUGAAAAGCGCGUUUUUAGUUCCCUCUGAGACACCCGGAGAAUAAAAUUCUCACAGAGCCACAGCCUAAAAAGGCUAAGCUGCUCUGUUGCAUCAGGAAGGCCAAACUUUUUUUCUUAAAUGCUGGACAGAGAUUCAAACAAUAUCUAAAAGCGAGUUUUUAGUUUCCUCUGAGACACCCGGAGAAUAAAAUUCUCACAGAGCCACAGCCUAAAAAGGCUAAGCUGCUCUGUUGCAUCAGGAAGGCCAAACUUUUUUUCUUAAAUGCUGGACAGAGAUUCAAACAAUAUCUAAAAGCGAGUUUUUAGUUCCCUCUGAGACACCCGGAGAAUAAAAUUCUCACAGAGCCACAGCCUAAAAAGGCUAAGCUGCUCUGUUGCAUCAGGAAGGCCAAACUGUUUUACUUAAUGCUAGACGGGGAUUCAAAAAAUAUCUGACUGAAAAGCGCGUUUUUAGUUCCCUCUGAGACACCCGGAGAAUAAAAUUCUCACAGAGCCACAGCCUAAAAAGGCUAAGCUGCUCUGUUGCAUCAGGAAGGCCAAACCGUUUUACUUAAUGCUAGACGGAGAUUCAAACAAUAUCUGAAAGCGCGUUUUUAGUUCUUUCUGAAACACCCGGAGAAUAAAAUUCUCACAGAGCCACAGCCUAAAAAAGCUAAGCUGCUCUGUUGAAUCAGGAAGGCCAAACUGUUUUACUUAAUGCGGGACAUGCACUAUCAUCUUCACGGAUCUAAUUAGUGCAAAAUUAAAUAAAGCUGUAAUCUGUAAAUCAAUUUUUGGUUUAUGAAAUUUUACUCACUUUUACCGACAGUUGAUAGCCACUGGCUUUGGCAAAAUAAAUUUUCCUCUUUUCUUUAAAGGGAUUCGAUAAAAUUGAAAAUAUCCACUACGAUCCACACUUAAAAACUGAACUCUGACUGAAUUGAACUGUUUGCGAUCAGGCUUAAGAAAUAGCGAACUCCAUCAACAUUCUCCAUGAACAUUACACUUUCACAUCAUUAGCAGUUAUUGAGAAUUUAUGAAAUGAUCGAUUGAUCAGUGUAGACCUUAAAACGUUUUUGCGCUAAAAUGAUAAUAGGUAGCCAUUUGAAGGUGAUACAAAGGAACCUAAAAUAGACUUACCAAGUUUCGGCCGAUGUUUAGAAAAUUGAAAAGGGCUGAAGAGCAUCACCGUUCGGGCUAAAUCCAGUCAGCGACCCUUAAUAAAAAUCAUUUAAGUUUACAUAAUCAACAACGACGUGAAUGCCCGAGUUUCUGACUUGACGGUCAUGGGCAUCUGCCACCGUCAGGGAAUCAUACGAUAUCGCUUCUCGAAUGAAUCCCUCAUUUUAAUUCCCCCAAUUCAGUAAUCCACGACCAAGUACCUUUUCCAGAUCUUCUCCUCACGACGAAACGCUUUCUCUGACUUCUCUGGCCGCUUCCUGCUAUAUUUUCUAGUAGCUGGAAGGAAUUUCGUCCUUCUUUGAUCGCUUUAAACCCGCUUUCGUCGGCAUUUCAUCGGCGCAAGUUAAAGGCUCGUGCUAACGUUAAAACGACAACAACAUGAUCUUUCCUCUUUGAAAAACCAAACCUGGAUGGGUUGACUCGAGCGCUAGUACUAUCUGUACUAUCGACCAAAUCAUAAAUAGCUAAAAAUAAUCGGCCCUGCUACUUCCAAACAUCAUCUCUACAUAAAAAGCAUAAAAUUUUGACUUGCCAUGAAUUAUAUCCGUCGGUAAAACCAUUUGGUCACUGAUAUUGCGUACGAGAUUACCUUUUUUUGGCAAGCGAGGGUCCAAAGACUGAAGAUGCUUUUCUCGACGAACGCGCCAUUUUCAUGCCGGCUUUGAAAUUUGCGCGAGAUCGCAUUGUGAUACAAAUAGUAUCUGUCUUUCGUCUCUGCUCGUUUUCCAUCAGUGACGCAAAGUACACAAGUCAUGACAGAUUAGUGGCUAUUAAUUGAAUCCUAAUUAGGUUUUUACAAGGACACCGGAAAUUGAAACUUCCUCCCUGUGGUGAAUUUCAAAGUCGUAUGAAUCUCGUCAUGCUGAAAAUACAGUCCGGCUUUACUGUACUGCGUGACAAAUAAAUUAAAACUUUCGCGGGAAAAAUGGGCUUCGUUUUUUGACGAUUUCGCUUGCUUAUUAAAAAGAUUAUCAUCAAUACGGUGAUUUAUAAUGUUUUUCCUUGUAAUUAGGGAUAUAAAAGUUUUCAAUUAUCUCUUCUGAAGUCGUAAAAAUCUAUUUUAAGACAUUUACGAACCACAAUCGCAGUAAAACGAAACGUGGCGCUACAAAAUUUGGCGGGAAAUAUUAAUGCUCGACGCUUAUUAUUGUACUUUCGCAUGCCAUUUUCUCCAAUUUGCUGCUAGAUACCAAUUUUAAACAAACUGGAUUUUGAUAAGAGCACAAUAAGCCAUCUAGAAAUGAUUUUACUUUUGAAAUAAACUGCCGCAUCUCGGUAAAAUAGUCAACUGAAAAUGACUGAAAUUUGGGUGACGCUCAUUAACGAUUCAGGAGCGAUUUUUAGCACCAGGUAAAAAAUAGAGUAUUUAAGCAAAGGAAGUUUAACAUAUUCCAGUCGACUAACGAAGCGAUAGGUGUUAUGGAAAAAAUAUAAGAACUAUUGGGAGUUUGGCCAAGUAUGUUUUAACUUCACCCAAAGUUAGCCAAAAUUUGUGCUUUUUUAGGUCGCCGGAGGUCCCAAAAUCUCGAAAUAGUGAUAUCUCGAAGAAAAUCGAACGGCUACUUCUCCAAAUGCCAUGGUUGUUAAUCUUUUCAGGUAGCUUUCAUACUGUGAAAACAUGAAGGUAAACGGCCGACCUCGAUCUUUUGCUAUUGCCCGGUUUUUUCUGACAAUAACACUUAAAUAAUAGGAAACAGCAGGUGCAUGCAAAUGGUGUUGCUUCCGAUACACGUUUUAUCUCCACUGGUGUGCCUCAAGGAUCGAUACUAGGACCUUUGCUGUUUAUUAUUUUCAUUAAUGACCUUCCAAAGUCCUCCACCUUUUUUUCUACCAGAUUAUAUGCAGACGAUACAUCUCUAACAGCUUCUGGAAGUGAUCUUGACAGUUUAUUGCGUGAAAUUAACAAUCAUUUACCAGCUGUCUACGAAUGGUUAUGCAGUAAUAAAUUGACCUUAAAUUUGACAAAAACUAAGUUUCUUAUCUUUAUGCCUCGUCAAAAGGAAAGCUACAAUCUUUAUCCACCACUAACCGUAGCAAAUGUUCAUCUAGAGAAGUCCUUUUGUGUAAAAUAUCUUGGUGUGUAUAUUGAUUGUCACCUCACUUGGCAUGACCAUAUUGACUAUAUAUGUGGCAAAAUUAACAAAAAUAUAAAUAUCAUGGUUAAGUUGAGGCAUUAUGUAUCAAAAGCAACACUUAUUAGUGUGUAUUAUUCUCUUACUUAUCCUUACCUUACUUAUGCUUGUACACUUUGGGGAAAUAAUUAUAACGCUCCAUUGUCUCAAAUCGUAAAGUUACAAAACAAAGCGGUUCGUGUUGUAAAUGAUGCUCCUUUAAUGGAAUCAAUAACUCCACACUACACAUCCUUAGGCCUUCUGAAAUUUCCUGAUAUUGUUAAACUGAACACAUGUAUGCUUUUUUAUGAUUAUUUCCACCAUGAAAAGUUUCCUAAUAUGCCUGUUUCAUUAGUAUCUGAACUACAUAAUUACAGUACCCGCAGUGCAUCGUGCAAUAAAGUUGCAAUACCUUUAUUUCGAACUAAUCUUAGGAGAUUUUGCCCCAGCAUUAUUGGAAGUUUCUUUUGGAACGUUAUUCCGCAAUCCAUUAGAGACAAACCAUCUAAAAAAAUGUUUAAAAAAGCACUUUUACGCUGGUACCUGGUUCAAUACUAA
Messenger RNA from Porites lobata, 13440 nucleotides. The record is from the annotation of a GenBank genome assembly. Lineage: Eukaryota; Metazoa; Cnidaria; Anthozoa; Scleractinia; Poritidae.